Molecule: messenger RNA, 3414 nt
Organism: Bacidia gigantensis
Lineage: Eukaryota; Fungi; Ascomycota; Lecanoromycetes; Lecanorales; Ramalinaceae
Exons: 7
Coding region: 1-3414 (1137 amino acids)
Biological process (GO): protein phosphorylation; signal transduction
Cellular component (GO): cytoplasm
Molecular function (GO): protein kinase activity; protein binding; ATP binding
Source: RefSeq, a predicted model, not a curated record
AUGGAAAACAACAACGGGGAAGCUAUUGGCAGCCUUCAUGAGAAUCACCAAUCGCCUACCGAGGAUCCACCUGAAUUCUCAGGAAGGCUUCAAGAGGAUACUAAUCAUGUCUUCAGUGGCUCAAAGAUUGACGUGGAGAUAUGGACCAUGAAGAAAGAUUCGGGCUACCAGUGGACUAAGGUCCGGGCUAAGUCAACAGAAGCCCUCGACGAGGCCGUACUAGAGAAUGUUCUUGGAUUGAUGGCACUGAACUUCACGGCUGGCAAUGGCCAGCUCUUGAAUCAUAUGACAAGUCCAUCCUCCAAAGACUUUCAAUCGUCUCGAACGACCAGCGAGUCCCAGGGGAGCCCAGACAGUAGCUUUGAUGUCCUCCCACGUGACCCGACAAAAUCUCUUGCAUCAGCAGCUCUGAGUCUAGAGAAUCUCCAUCAGGGUUUCUCCGUCAAAGAUUUCGUUAGAAUUCUGAAGGAGCUUUCCAUCCCAGGUCCUCUUAAUUUGAUCUCGGCCCUUAAUCAGAGCUUCUUCAUUGCUAGUGGUAGACAGUUCAGUGUCUACCGAGGUGAGGUUGCUCAUUUUGCCGGCCGACCUCAAAAUCAUUUUUUCAAUUUUGCCGUAAAAAAGUGUCACUUUGAGCUUCAAGCGCAUGAGUCUUUAGAUCUCACAAAUGCAAGAACCCGAAGGCAAAUCCAUGACAUGUAUCUUGAAGUACAUGCUCUUGGAGCUACAGCCCUACGUGGACAUCGAAAUAUCGUAGAGCUACUUGGCUGGGCUUUCGAGAAAGACACCACUGCUCUCCCCAUAUUAGUCGUGGAACUUGCAACGGGGAAUCUCUUCAGCUUACUUUCGGGUCCCGAUAUUGGCAGCGAUCACUGGACUGUGAAACAUCACUUAUGUCUAGAUAUCAGCAAUGGCCUGGACGCCAUCCACGAGGUUGGCAUAAUUCACGCGGACUUGAAACCCCAAAACAUUCUCAUCUUCCAAGACUCAAAGCUGCCAGUACCAUACCUGGCUAAAUUAGCCGACUUUGGACUUUCAGCUGUGGAGAUCAACGCUGCAAGCGAGAAGAGAGUGCAUAUAUCUGGCUUCACUAAGGGGUGGGAAGCUCCCGAAAUCACCAGACAUAGGAUCGACAGGCGACCUAUCACAGCUCAAGGAUACUGCAAGGCAGAUAUAUACUCCUUAGGACUAGUAAUUUGGAGCCUAGUCUGUCUGAAUGGGAAGAUCCCUAACAUUGAUCUCGAUUUCGAUAAUUCCAUUAAUGCCAAUAAAGACAUUCCUGAAACAUUCAGUCGCCUCGUCUCCAACGCUUUGCAAAGUUUGCUCAAAUACGAGCCCCGAGAUCGUCCAAGUAAGGCCACAGAUCUAUUUCAUGAUGAGAGUAACGCUUUCAAUUUGUGGGAGAAAGAUUGCGAUUCCUCGCAGUGGGUAGCGCCAGAACAUGGGCAUAAAUAUGCCCCUGAUAACAUGGGUCUUGUACAUGAUUUUUGUCUGCAAGAAAUUGACCAAUAUUCGAUAUUCGGGAGGACUUUAGAGGCUCUCAGUAGACUUGGCAGCGAUGCUUGGGGAAAGGCAGAGCUUUGCUCCCUCUUUCUUCUUGGGACAAAUGUUCAUAUCCAUGAAUGUACCACUGGAGCAUCAGCGCACAUAACAGCGCUUUUGACAGCUGCAGAAAGGGGAUUCGCUCCUGCGCGAGGGAUAGCUCACAGGGUGAUCAAGUCCUACGACAUAGACUUCCCGCUGGAGUAUGAAGGCAGGCGGCUAGAAUGGCUUUUUGACGGCACCGCUGCAGGAUGUCUUGUGGCAAAGGCCGACUUACUUGAAAUAGAUGAGAAAAUGGCCCACAAAGCCACUGCUGUCUUCUGCGAGAAUCAUAAAUAUCUACAGCAUUACGGUCAAUCCGAAGACAUAAGCUUCUGGAACAGCUUGUUCGCGAAUGACUCAGCCAAACAGAGAGAGGGAAAAGACGUAUCUAAAAUCAGCAGAUCCUCCAACCUCCUGCUCUCAAACGCCUUUGAGCAACAGAUCGAGAAACAAAAUGACUUCAUGAAGGAUAAAUUGCUAUACAUUGCUUGCUUGGCGGGAAACGCAGAUAUCGUAAGGCACCUUUGCCGCAUGGGUGUGAAAGCAACGCUCACUGGCCCAUUCAAUGGGGCCACUUGCUUGCAUUGGCUGUUCAAUUUCCCACCAGAGCAUAUGAAAGAGAUUGCAAGGCUUUUGAUAGAAAACGGCGCGAACCUCAACGCUCGAACGCGCGCGAGUGUCCCUGGGAUACGGUGGUUUUUCCCAUUCGCAUGGUCAGCAGGGACUCCACUACAUUGGGCAGUAUCAACUUCAAGUCCAAUAGCGGUGAAAGUGCUCAUCGAAUGCGGUGCUGAUUGCAGCAUCAAAGAUGGCAUUGAUCAAUACAUGUACGAUUCAUCUUUAAGGGACCUCGAUUUGGAAGGACCUGAUGGAUCAUAUUCAAUUCCUUCCUCUCAGGCGGAAGGCUUGGGCGCGAUGGAUAUUGCGGUUGCGAACCAUGACUGGACAAUGAUAGCAGCGUUGGCAGCCAGCCCUUCAGCUCCGAACGAGGUAGCUCGAGGCGACAAAGAGGGACACACCCCUUUCCACAGGCUUGUGUAUAAUUGGAUUGGUCGCAUCUCAUCAGGCGCCCAAUUUGGCGCCAGAUUUUGGUAUGGUGCAUUCUGGGGCGCACCAGACGUUCGCUUCAGAAAUAUAAAGCGUACUAUCAUGGCUUUACAAGCUAUUGGAGGAGACAUCGAUCGUGAAAGUAAGCCUUCGGACGAAUAUCUCCGCUAUCGCGGCUAUGUGGGAAGCCUUACUCCACUGAUGCUGGCGGUGAUGAAGGCGGACGUGAUAGCUGUCCGGGCAAUCCUGUCUUGCGGGGCAAAUCCGGACCUCAACAACAGCCUGGGUUACAACACAUUAUGCGUUUUGCCAGGCGGAGGAGAUCCUGAAGUAUCAUCAGGCAACAUCGCUCCAACGGUCAAAGUGCUCCUGGAGCACGGCGCAAAGCCAAAUAUUCCCUCCCCAUUCCGUGGGCUUUCGCCACUCGCAAGUGCAAUUGGCUCCUUGUCCAUACCUGCGGUGACGUUAUUGCUGCAAGCAGAUGACGUGGGAGGGACGCUUUUACAUUAUGCGGCCUUCGCUGGGCUCGUUCGAGUUGUGGAACGUCUGCUAGAGGCCGGAAUAGACAAGGAAAGAGUCCGGCGAGAGCCCCCCCCAAGGGACAAUUCUGAAUUCCAGGAUAAUGAGGAAGUUCUUCUGGGCCCAGGCACUGCACUUGAGAUGGCAAAGGCCAGCUACAGAUCUUUUGUUGAUCGGGGUGGGAGAUCUACGAGGCAUACGACACUUUCAGAUUACGUAUUCGUGAUUGACAGCUUCAAACGAAUCGAGCAGCUACUUACCCCUUGA